Linum trigynum is the source of this 2815-nucleotide messenger RNA. NCBI's taxonomy places the organism in Eukaryota, Viridiplantae, Streptophyta, Magnoliopsida, Malpighiales, Linaceae. The record is from the annotation of a GenBank genome assembly.
GUCCUCUGCCUUUUCCAAUCGUCGCGUUUCAAAGUGGAUAAAGAUAAACCUCCCUUGGCGAUAAACCUCUGAAAAAACUUCCGACCACCGGCGGUAGUAGUAAUGUCCACUGUCACUGCAACGGCUGCCUUGUUCGCUGCAAAACCCUUCUCCAUUUCUGCGUCGUUUCCUUCCCUCUGCAAGUUUUCGAUUUCCCAUGCGUUUCUCUCCUCCGCUAAAGCUUCGUUCUUUCCCCUGCAACCCCCUCGCUCUUCAUCUCCACUUCCCGGGUUAAUUACGUGCAAAUCCACCAUAGACGAUGACCAAGAUGAAAUAGCUGAACCAGACACUGAGUUGGAUCAGGAAUUUGAUGAGUCUGACGGAGAGGAUUACGAGUUUGACGUCGAUGAGCUCGAACAGGAAGCUAAAGUUGCAGUCAGGGAGUACUCAUCGUCCUUGUCCCGUGAAUUGAUAAUCGACGAUGAGGCUGAUACCAGAAAAGAAUCUAGGAAGCAGAGGAGGAAGAAGCUCACAGUUAAAGAGAUUCCAGAUCAUCUUCUCUCAAAGGUAGCCAUUGUUGGAAGACCUAAUGUUGGGAAAUCAGCAUUGUUUAACCGCCUUGUUGGGGAGAACAAGGCUAUUGUGGUGGAUGAACCAGGAGUUACUCGUGAUCGUCUCUACGGAAGAUCCUUUUGGGGUGAUCAUGAGUUCAUGGUGGUGGAUACCGGAGGGGUAAUCACUGUGUCGAAAUCAAAAAAUGAAGUUAUGGAGGAACUUGCUAUCACAACGACCAUUGGCAUGGAAGGGAUUCCGCUUGCCUCUAGGGAAGCUGCAGUUGCUAGGAUGCCCUCAAUGAUCGAGAGACAAGCUACUGCUGCUGUGGAGGAAUCCUCUACCAUUAUAUUCCUUGUUGAUGGACAGGCAGGCCUAACAGCAGCUGAUGUGGAGAUAGCGGAUUGGCUAAGAAAGCAUUACUCCCACAAGUUUGUGAUUCUUGCCGUCAAUAAGUGUGAAUCUCCGAAGAAAGGGAUCAUGCAAGUUUCAGACUUUUGGACAUUGGGGUUCUCACCGCUCCCUAUAUCAGCUUUAUCUGGAACUGGAACUGGGGAGCUCCUUGACCUUGUGUGUUCAGGACUAGCUAAACCAGAGGUUUCCGAAGAUCUCCAUGAAGAACUAGAAGAAGAUUACAUUCCAGCAAUUUCAAUUGUUGGCCGGCCAAAUGUUGGGAAAAGCAGCAUUCUAAAUGCAUUGGUUGGUGAGGAUAGAACUAUAGUUAGCCCCAUCAGUGGAACUACGCGUGAUGCCAUUGAUACUGAAUUUACAGGACCAGAUGGCCAGAAGUUCCGACUCAUCGAUACAGCUGGAAUCAGGAAAAGGGCCGCCGUGGCUUCUUCAGGUAGCACCACAGAGGCAUUAUCAGUGAACCGAGCAUUUCGAGCCAUUCGGCUUUCUGAUGUUGUUGCUCUGGUCAUUGAGGCCAUGGCAUGCAUCACAGAGCAGGAUUUUAAAAUAGCUGAAAGAAUUGAGAAGGAAGGUAAAGGCUGCCUGAUAGUUGUCAAUAAAUGGGACACCAUACCAAACAAAAACCAGCAGUCUGCAGUGUACUACGAACAAGACGUGCGAGAGAAGCUCCGUAUACUUCAAUGGGCUCCCAUAGUUUACGCCACUGCGAUUUCUGGCCACAGCGUUGACAGGGUGAUUGUUGCGGCUAGCGAAGUCGAAAAGGAGAGGUCGAGGAGGCUAAGUACAGCCACAUUGAAUCAAGUGGUACAGGAAGCACUGGCCUUUAAGUCGCCUCCAAGGACUCGAGGUGGUAAGAGAGGUCGUAUCUAUUACUGCACUCAGGCUGCAAUCAGGCCGCCCACAUUCGUGUUCUUCGUAAACGAAGCAAACCUCUUCCCUGAGACUUAUCGAAGGUACAUGGAGAAGCAACUCCGCAAGGAUGCAGGAUUUCCAGGCACUCCAAUACGGUUACUGUGGCGCAACAGAAGGAAAAUGGGGAAAAUGGAUGGUGCUGGUGGCAAAGGGCCAGGAGGAAGAGCACAACCGAGCCUGAAAUCUCGUGGCAGAAAGUUGGCACUGACUUCAUGAAAAAAGAGGUACAGACCCUUUCAGACCAUUAAAACCAAACGCCCGUUUAGCCAAAGCUAGCUUCUUUUUGGUACACUGCCGACAGUAGAGCAUGGAGAUUUCCACAGUGAAUUUGCAGUUUGUGGGUCAGCCUGCAGAAGAAAUUUUGGCUGCCUUAGUAGUGCCGGUGGGAGACCUGCUGUAAAUUGCAAUAUGUUGUACAAGGCACAGAUAAGUUGGGAAGCUGCUAGAUAAUGAUAAUGAUAAUGAUCAUAAUUAUAAUUUGUUGUUCAUGUCUAAUGAUUGUUUUUCAUUAAUGACUGUGAUUAAUGGUGGUUGCAUAUUCAUUAAUUGGUUGGUAUGAAUUAUGAGCUCGUAAUCUUAUGGAGGUUUCAGAGAUUAUGUUGUUCUUGGGUGAAAAUGUGGGCGCAAGAGGGUGUUCUGAUCUUUAUUUUUCUAUCAAAUGGGUUCGAGCGAUUCCCGCAUUGUGGGUAAGGAACCAAUUCGAAUACCGACUUAUAAACAAAUCAAUUUAUAUCUUAUAAGUUGGAUUACGAUAAUUCUAUGAAUUAUCUUAUUAUGAUCUCAUAUUAAUACCUGUGGCCUGUUCCCAAUUAAAUAUCGGCUCAUUUGCAGCCAAUAUGACAAGUAGUGGAUAGGUUGUCAUUUUCCUUACUGACUGGAAUGAGUUCAAUUCUGCAUGGGGACAGGCCUUGAGACCACAACUGGGAUCUCUACCAAGAAUCAAUAAAUGUGACAACUGUCG